This is a messenger RNA of Anopheles cruzii, 981 nucleotides long. It is a transcript of the gene Tsen34, whose product is annotated as tRNA-splicing endonuclease subunit Sen34. The transcript has 4 exons. Bases 106 to 972 code for a protein of 288 amino acids. NCBI's taxonomy places the organism in Eukaryota, Metazoa, Arthropoda, Insecta, Diptera, Culicidae. Gene Ontology annotation, cellular component: tRNA-intron endonuclease complex. Gene Ontology annotation, biological process: tRNA-type intron splice site recognition and cleavage; tRNA splicing, via endonucleolytic cleavage and ligation. Gene Ontology annotation, molecular function: tRNA-intron lyase activity; nucleic acid binding. The record is from RefSeq and is a predicted model, not a curated record.
UACAUCGUUUUUAGCUACACAACGCGAAUAAUUGUGUCGGCUCUACUUCCUAUUCCGCGACCUGUUUUAACAAUCGUCUACUACUAAUGUUCGGGCUUGAUAGUAAUGCAAAAAAUUUUGAUAAGUUAUACACAGGGCCGGUGUUUGUUAUACGAUGCAGAUGACUAUUUGUCGCUUCGGUGUAAUUACCGCAUCGUGGGAAACCUCAUCGGAGUACCUGUGUCCCAUCCGAGGAACAUCAACCACCAAGGCUUGCCAGCGGUGUUGUCAGCGUGCGAAAUGAAACUGCUAUUGGAUAAAGAUGUUGUGUGUUUGAUCGACAAAACUACUGCCUUGCGGACCGCUCCAAGUGGCCAGCAAAAAGAAUUGUAUAAUAGUAUGAUCACAGUACAAAAUGAAGAAUUGCGGCAGCCAGCUAUGGAUGCGCGUUUAGACACGUUCCGUAAGCAUUUGCCAAACAUUUUGGAAGGCAAGAAACAGAAGUUGCUUAAGUUAGGACAUACUCUGCAAGAAAUUGAUAUCACUCCAGAGAAGCUGCUAGACGAGGAGCGGGAAAAAAUAAAGCAAAGAAAGUUCGAUUCCAUGGUACAGCUUCCUACGAAACACCCGUUUGGCGCAGAAAUGUCGGUUGUGCCGUUCGUGCUGAGCGCCGAAGAAAGCACCAAAUAUCGGGUCUUUCAAGCCCUAUGGAACGAGGGAGGAUUCAUAACGACUGGAGACACGUUUGGCUGUGAUUUCUUACUUUACCCAGGCGAUCCGCUCUAUUUUCAUGCCUCGCACAUGGUGCACGUUUUGAAAGAUGGUCGACGAACGCUGGACGUGAAAAACCUCACAAGAAUGUGUCGCCUAGCAAUCGUGGUCAACAAGCUGUGCGUCGUCGCCUACGUUGGCGAACACUCUGGAGAGGUGCACUUUGAAACGCUCGAAUGGGAAGGCUCUGUAAAUGGGCGGCCGGUUGAGAGUGAGAAAUAAAACCAUCGA